GCGUAAUCGAUAAAAAAGUAGCAUGUGUACCAAACAUAUUUACAAGUUUAAGCCGUCGGAUUGAGAAAAAUGGAGACUGAAUUACCUCUAAGCCGAAUUAGAACAAUUAUGAAAAGCUCUCUAAACACCGGACAAAUAACAAAUGAAGUGCUGUUUCUUAUGACUAAGGCCACGGAAAUGUUUGUACAAAAGUUAACUGAGGAGGCCUAUGCAAAAGUCAAAGAGGAUAAUAAUCUUAAAUACAAGCACUUGUCGCAAUACGUUCAAAAGGAGAAAAACUUGGAGUUCCUGCUGCAAAUCGUUCCGGCUAAAAUAAAAGUUAAGGACUUCAAAAAAAUUCUGGAACUGGACGAUGUUAAUUCGUCAUCUGACAGUGAAGAUGAAAGGCGUAGCAAGUAAUUUAUUCUUGGAAUUCUGCCAAGUUUAAAAACUGGUGUAUUUCCAUAAAUAGAGACUGACGUGAAAAAUAGUACAUGUUUAAUAUAUAGAUAUUUUUGAGUAAUUAAAGUUUGUAACAGUCAUUGUA
Messenger RNA from Rhagoletis pomonella (apple maggot), 526 nucleotides. It is a transcript of the gene Chrac-16, whose product is annotated as chromatin accessibility complex 16kD protein. Bases 70 to 399 code for a protein of 109 amino acids. NCBI's taxonomy places the organism in Eukaryota, Metazoa, Arthropoda, Insecta, Diptera, Tephritidae. Gene Ontology annotation, molecular function: protein heterodimerization activity. Gene Ontology annotation, cellular component: nucleus; CHRAC. The transcript has 2 exons. The record is from RefSeq and is a predicted model, not a curated record.